AUGAAUUCCUCAAAGCUAGGGACCAUUUGCUUCGUCAAGCAUUUUUUAAAGAGGUAUAGUCGUAAAUCAGUCUCCAUAACUGGCUUUGCACUGGUCCUGGGUACUAGCUUGAGAAGGCACUUGAAACAAGAAUUUAGAUACGGAAAAUCAUUUCAAUUGAAGUCUCGAAGGCUCAGUCACACAAAGGUUCAAGACGGUGCUGCUGGAAAUCUUUUUCCUGAUGUUUCUGGAUGUGGAGAUAAUAUUCAACGUCUCAAUUAUGAACUAGAAUCAUUAUUAUGUAUGAGAAACAUUGACAUGGAACGUGUCUUCAAAAUGAUAUCAACUAAUGCCGAUAGGGAUCUAGAUGGUAAACUACUUCAGGUCUAUUUCUAUAGGCUUAUUCAGGAGGAGAGACUAACUGAAAUGAGCACUCUCCUUCAUCUUUUAUUUAAGGAAAGUUCCCAGUUUGUACUUUGCAAUGAGUUAUGGUCACUAUACCUAUCUAAAGUUUGCGAACUCGGGCAUCAUUUAGGUGCAACGAUAUGUUAUCAUGAACUAGUUGAUAACUAUAAGUCCUACUACGAUGAAAUAACCUCUUCGUAUAUUUAUUCGAAUUCUAGAAUACCUUUUUUGUUAUCGACUGAAGUACUCGAAACUUUGGCUAUAAUAUUUGUUCAAAACAAAGAUCCAAAAAGAAUAGAUGGGCUAUUGGAAUACUUCAAAAGAUUCUUUUCUUAUUCUAGUCAUAGUCAAACCUACAAAGCUCUCAAAAUAGCAUUAGUUGAAGCCUAUAGUUAUGAGGGUAAUACGAUGAAAGCACUUCAUGCAUUCAAGGAGCUAUGCUAUUGCUUUAAAAGACAUAGAAACUUCUCAGAUGGUAGGCUGUCGUUAAAUACCCUAAAGGCAUCUGCAUUCAAUAACUUCAGGGAAAGAAGGGAGUGUAUUAAGAACAAUAUCAUAUCCCAGUCUGCAUCCACUAAUUUCGUUACCGAUACGGACAAAGAGGAAAAGCUGAUAGUAAGCGAGAGUCAAGUUACUUUAUUUGAUCCUAUGUGCCAACGAAACGUGCACUCUUUGAGAAAGAAGCUUCAUGUGCCUGUCAUCGCGGGUCUGAUCGAACUUAACGACUUACCAUACUUCAGAGAAAUCAUUUAUCAAAAUGUUAAACAAUUGAUGGAAACACCGAAUCAAGACCAUAUUUUUGGUCUUCUUAGCAGUAUCAAAUCGUGUCAUUUCAUGCUUCAUUUGUUUGUCACUGAAUGUUUGUGUGAAUUAGGAUAUGUAAAAGAAGCAUUUCUGAUGAUAGUGAAAUUACCAGGAACUUACCCUUAUAUUUUGAAACCAAUUUUGAUACCGGACGAGACUUUCAUAUGCUUGUUGAGAGCAUGUAAGAGGCUAUUAUUAAGUAGUUACGAAACUGAAAACUCAACUGAUCGAAGUAAUGGCUUUAUACUGUUGGCCAACGAGAUAGCCAAUUUUUACUAUUAUAAUCAACAAACUAUAAAGAAACCUCGAUUAUCGGAGGUAGUCUAUGAGUACUUUAUCACGAUUAUUUUGCUUGCGAAGAAAACAACAUACAAUACCAUUAAAUCCCAAUUGGAUCGAUACAUUUCAGGAAGUGCGAACCAUAAACGUCUGAUUAUUUACAUAAGAAGAUCAGAAUAUGAUAUCUUGGAGGAUAUUAUCAUCAACUUUGCGUCUUCAAAAUACUCCAAAUAUGUUAAACCAAAGCGUGAAAAACAGGAAUGA
Molecule: messenger RNA, 1731 nt
Organism: Priceomyces carsonii
Lineage: Eukaryota; Fungi; Ascomycota; Pichiomycetes; Serinales; Debaryomycetaceae
Exons: 1
Coding region: 1-1731 (576 amino acids)
Source: RefSeq, a predicted model, not a curated record